AAGGAAAAGACACCCCCACUCCACUUUUCACCAUAAUAGAAACCAUGGAUGAAUUCACGGGAAAUCAUAUUCCGGCGUUUGGGAGCUGGGAUUGCAACAAUCAUCUUCCUUUCACUCAAUGUUUCGAAUCAGCUCGACAAACUGGGUACAUCGGUUAUGGCUAUGGCUACCCUCAAGAUCGCGAUCUGUACGUCGCCGGAGAUCUGUAUGAGAACAAUGUCGUUACUCCAGCCAUGAUUGUCGUUCCUCGCCGUCGGAGGAAAGCACCGGUGAAGCAAAGGAAGAAGGAACCGUGGGUGGUUUGUGAUUACGAUUAUGUUUACGACUACAGCGAGAAGGAAGAUCUUACACCGGAGCAACCGAGGAAGGAUGUCAAUGUUAGUGGUAAAGUUCAUCCAAAAGCUGUUGAUGAAGACUUGUACAAGAUCUCGCCGGAGCUCCUCCGUGCACCGCCGAGGAGGAAGAGCAAGAGAUGGGGGUUGUUUUCAAUGUGUAUGCAGCCAACUUGCGUUAAGUGAAAUCUUUGAAGAUGCAAAUUUCAAAAAUAGUAGAGAUAUAUAAAUAUAUAUAUAGAUAUAUAAGAGUAUGUGUGAAUGUUUCAAAGAUGAUGACAUGGCCCAAGGAUAUGAAGAUGUGAAGAAGAAGAAGAAGAAGAAGAAGAGGAGAAGUAUUCAUGAUGUUCUUUUUGUUUUGGUGUAAUCCAUUUUUGUAUUUCACUUGACAAAGUUUAAUGAAUUGAAUUUUGGGCCAUAAUUCCUUAACCCUUAUCGAUAUUUAAAUGUCAUUAACAUUUUGUAAUACCAAACAUACCAAAAUAUGCAAUUUUUGUUGUGGGUAGGAUUAUUUAUCAAG
Messenger RNA from Lactuca saligna, 852 nucleotides. The record is from the annotation of a GenBank genome assembly. NCBI's taxonomy places the organism in Eukaryota, Viridiplantae, Streptophyta, Magnoliopsida, Asterales, Asteraceae.